Messenger RNA from Pneumocystis jirovecii RU7, 747 nucleotides. RefSeq names its product ribosomal protein L24. Gene Ontology annotation, cellular component: ribosome; mitochondrion. Lineage: Eukaryota; Fungi; Ascomycota; Pneumocystomycetes; Pneumocystales; Pneumocystaceae. The transcript is spliced from 5 exons. Gene Ontology annotation, biological process: translation. Gene Ontology annotation, molecular function: structural constituent of ribosome; RNA binding. The coding region runs from base 1 to 747 and encodes 248 amino acids. The record is from RefSeq and is a predicted model, not a curated record.
AUGACUAAUAAAAUAAAAGGUAUUGAACAUAUUAAACGUAAUGUUUGGUCAAAAUUUAAAAAUUCGGGUGGUGGAAAAAUGGGUUCUCCAAUAAGUCAUAGUCUUUGUUGGGUUCAUCCUAAAGAUCGUAUUAAGUUUUGGAAUAUUGCAAUAGGAGAUGAAGUCCAGGUGAUUUCAGGUAAAGAUAAAGGCCGUCAAGGAAAAGUGAUUGAAAUUGAUAAAUGGACAAAUAGACUUAAAGUAGAAGGAUUAAAAAUGUGUAAAAAAUAUAUACCAAAAGUGUUACGAACAAAAGAUAUGACAAACAAUGUAAUUGAAAUGCCGAUGUUUAUACAUUAUUCUAAUGUACGACUUAUUGGUGAAAUUCCAGGAGAAAAAUAUGGGACAAAGAAAUUGGUUGUUGUUAAACACAUUAAUAGGGGAAAUUUAUUUUAUAAUAAAGAUAGGAAAAUAUUAACAUGGAGACGAUGGGUUGUAGGCGAGAAUAAGUUUCUGCCUUGGCCUGUUAAUUUACCUAAAGAUGAAAAAGAACGAGAACAAAGAUAUAAAGAGUAUAAAAAUGAUACGAAAGCUGCUAAUGUUUGGACAAAAACAUUUACUCCUACAUUAUAUUCUCCGCCUAUUCCUUUAAGUAUAGAAGAUGAACUUCGAAAUAAAUAUUCCAAAUAUAGGCUAGUCAAAAAGAACAUAGAAAAACUAUCAAUUCAACAAUUUAAUUUUAAUCAUAAUAGUUCUAGUCUUGUAUGA